Molecule: messenger RNA, 447 nt
Organism: Phaeoacremonium minimum UCRPA7
Lineage: Eukaryota; Fungi; Ascomycota; Sordariomycetes; Togniniales; Togniniaceae
Exons: 2
Coding region: 1-447 (148 amino acids)
Source: RefSeq, a predicted model, not a curated record
AUGGAGUACAAGGACGUCCCGGAGACUGUCAAGGAUUGGAUUGAGGAGCAGCAGGACGACAACGAGGGAGAUACAAAGUGGCUAUUUGCUGUGUAUGAUAAGCCAAAGGAGCAGGGUGUGAAAAUUAAGGGUACCGCAAAGCCGCGUGCUACAGACAAGGCCGGUAUCAAAGAGAAUGGUGAGAAUAAGGUGAUGCUUUUCGCUGCGGGAGCCAUCUACGAGACACUCCCUCUUUGGGUGGCGGAAGGAAGCAAUUGCAAGGAUGAUCUUCUUGAUCUCGAGAACUAUAACCCUGAACCCGAGGACAAAGGUGUUGUUGCUUGGGUAGUUGAGCGUAGCGAGCCGGAGUAUGAGUCAGAUAAGCGGGAUAUCACUUUCCAGAUCAAAGCCCAGAGAUUAAAGAAGACCCUCCGGGAAGGAGAUGGCAGUGACAAGGACGAGUUAUAG